GGAGCCAAUGUUGUGAUCACUGGACGUAAUGCCGAGAAUGUGUCCAAAGUAUCGAAACAGUGUUCAGAUGUGUCACCAAAACGUCUUAAACCUCUGGAAGUCGUGGCAGACGUUACCAAAGAGGAAGACCUCCACAGACUUCUGGACACAACUAUCAAGACUUUCGGAAAAUUAGAUAUUCUGGUGAACAAUGCCGGCGCCGGCUCUUUGGUCGCUAUAACUGACGAGAAUUUCAUUAAAAACCACAAAUGGGGCAAACUCUUCACGUCAUACUGUAUGUCAAAGGCGGCGCUCGAUAUGUUCACCAAAUGUAUGGCCGCAGAGUUGGGGGUCAAAGGGAUUAGAGUUAAUUCAGUCAAUCCGGGUGGAGUUCGUACCAAUUAUGGUCAGGCUAAUUUUGGUUUGAAUAAAGACCAGGAGACUGCUAUGUGGGAUAAAUUUUGUGCUACAUAUCCGAUGGGACGAGCUGGUGAGGGUUUGGAUAUUGCCAAUGCCAUUGCGUACCUGGUCAGUGAUCAAGCUGAGUUUGUUACGGGUACUAUACUAGUGGUCGAUGGCGGACACAUUGCCGCUAAUGUUAAUAUUGAACUA
Messenger RNA from Oppiella nova, 591 nucleotides. The record is from the annotation of a GenBank genome assembly. NCBI's taxonomy places the organism in Eukaryota, Metazoa, Arthropoda, Arachnida, Sarcoptiformes, Oppiidae.